This is a messenger RNA of Peronospora matthiolae, 591 nucleotides long. The record is from the annotation of a GenBank genome assembly. Lineage: Eukaryota; Oomycota; Peronosporomycetes; Peronosporales; Peronosporaceae.
AUGAAUAUGUUGGAUGAUGAAGAUGACCAAAGCUUUCACGCUACGCGUGACGGCUACUCCCAUUUGAGCGAUGUCGAAUGGGAUGCGGUUGAACGAAUGGGUUCGACCAUGGGCAUCCAUGCUGUUAGCGUCAUGCUAGAGGCUCUCAAUAGAGAUGCCCAACAUGCUACUAUCGCCAAGUUCAUUCAAAAUGAACUUGACGCAGAACGCGAGAAAGUAGCCUUGCUUCACCAACAAGGUUCUCAACAAGCAGAGUUGUUGAGAGAACAAGGUGCUCAACAGUUUGAACUGUUGAGACAGCAGCAGGCUGCUGCUGCUGGCGGGUCGAUGCACUCGCGUCGGCCCGAGACUUUGAAGAUUGACAUCUCAAAGUAUAGGGGGGUCGAAGAAGACUCCCUCUUGAGAUGGUUCGUCGAAUUGGAUGACGCCAUAAGGGCGCGUCGCAUCGACGACGGGGAUAUGCAAGUUGCAUUUGCCCAGUCAAAUCUGGCAGGACGUGCCAAGACUUGGGCACUGGGGCUCAAGCUGCACGACCCAUAUGCGUUUGGGUCGUUGGAAGUUCUUCAAGUCGCGGCUCAGACAAACGUUUGA